Messenger RNA from Diceros bicornis minor, 1616 nucleotides. It is a transcript of the gene RAB11B, whose product is annotated as RAB11B, member RAS oncogene family. The record is from RefSeq and is a predicted model, not a curated record. The transcript has 5 exons. Gene Ontology annotation, molecular function: GTPase activity; GTP binding. Lineage: Eukaryota; Metazoa; Chordata; Mammalia; Perissodactyla; Rhinocerotidae. Gene Ontology annotation, cellular component: recycling endosome. Bases 75 to 731 code for a protein of 218 amino acids. Gene Ontology annotation, biological process: regulated exocytosis; constitutive secretory pathway.
GCGCCGGUUCCGCCCCCGUCGGGUGUUUGUGGUGGGGCUGCGGAGUCGCCGAUCCCGCCGGAAGCACCAGGACAAUGGGGACCCGGGACGACGAGUACGACUACCUAUUCAAAGUGGUGCUCAUCGGGGACUCAGGCGUGGGGAAGAGCAACCUGCUGUCACGCUUCACCCGCAACGAGUUCAACCUGGAGAGCAAGAGCACCAUCGGCGUGGAGUUCGCCACGCGCAGCAUCCAGGUAGACGGCAAGACCAUCAAGGCGCAGAUCUGGGACACUGCCGGGCAGGAGCGCUACCGCGCCAUCACCUCCGCCUACUACCGUGGCGCCGUGGGCGCGCUGCUGGUGUACGACAUCGCCAAACACCUGACGUACGAGAACGUGGAGCGCUGGCUGAAGGAGCUGCGGGACCACGCCGACAGCAACAUCGUCAUCAUGCUGGUGGGCAACAAGAGUGACCUGCGCCACCUGCGGGCUGUGCCCACUGAUGAGGCCCGCGCCUUCGCAGAAAAGAACAACCUGUCCUUCAUUGAGACCUCAGCUCUGGAUUCCACCAACGUCGAGGAGGCCUUCAAGAACAUCCUCACAGAGAUCUACCGCAUCGUGUCGCAGAAGCAGAUCGCGGACCGCGCAGCCCACGACGAGUCCCCUGGCAACAACGUCGUGGACAUCAGCGUGCCGCCCACCACCGACGGACAGAAGCCCAGCAAGCUGCAGUGCUGCCAGAACCUGUGACCGCCCGCCGCCUCCGCGCCUGCGUGCACGUCCUAGUCCUCCCCCCCCCCCACCCCGCGCCGUCCUCCGGGCCCCGCCCUCCCUGUCCCUCUGUGACUGGCUCCCGCCCUGCCCCUGAGCGCACGGCCAGCCCGGGGCCAGGGGAGAACAGGAGUCCAGCGGCACCUCCUGUCCCGCCCGAGAAAAGCUAGAAGCCCCGGCUGCUGCACCUGCUCUUCUGGGGGCCCAGGGGGCCUCUCGGCAGGGCGGGGAGGGAGGCAGGACGGACAGGGCCGGCCAGAGGCAAGGGAGAUGGGCACACCGAGCAGGCUUCUCCAGCUUUCCGCGGCAGACUCCAGGAAGCGAUUGCUUCCCCCUCUCUCUGGCCAGUGGGCCCAGCUGGCCCCGGGUCCCCAUCCAGAACCCCCUCCGGGCAGAGAGCAAAGCGCCAGGGGCCUGGGGCAGGCGGACACUUCGCUCGCAGCCCGCUGCCCCCGCGCGGCCAGAGCACGCGCCUCGACCCCUCCCGUGCGCACGCGCGCCUCCAGCUCCUGCCUGUAGAUGUGUGCUGGGAGACCGGCUCCCCGUCUCGCCCCCCCCGUUCUGCACGCAGCGCGCUCGCCCUGCCUCCCCGGGCCCCCCUCUGUCUUGUCUCCCCGUCCGGUCAGGAACCCGUUUGCAAGUGAAGCAAUAUCUCCGUGUUUUGUACAUACGACCGCUCCUUGUAGCCUUUGGUUUUUGUUAUUGUAGAGAAACACAGAUUCUUUAUACACUUUGUAAGAUUUACGCCAAACCCCAGCUCUCGAUCUCUUCUUCUCCCUGUGGCUCCCGCACUGUUGCCCCGAUGCCUCGUUUCUCUCGCCCGUUACUGAAAUGUAUAAUCCGACUUCCUGUACAGAAACCUGC